AUGUUACUUACUACUCCGGCUCUCAGGAAAAAUAUGAGGGAUAUCUUGAGAUGGAUGGCAGAUACCUCAGGGUCUUUCUCUAUUACAUCAGCUUAUAGAUGGAGUCAAUUGGGUCAUGGAGCUAAUAGCAAGAUUAUUGAGUUCAUUUGGAAGAAUGUAUCUCCUCCUAAGGUUCAGUUUUUUGGUUGGUUAGCAUGGAAAGAGAGAGUCAAGUCAUCUAGCUAUCUGCAAAAAAUUGGUGUUCUCAAUGCUGGUUCAACUGUUAAUUGUAUUUUUUGUAAUGGAGAUGUAGAAAGUGUCUACUCAAUUGGUGGCCUGGUUUGGAAAUUAUCAAAGCAGUUGAAGUUAAUUUUGAAUGUUAUUCCUUUGGUUGUGCUCUGGUCCAUCUGGAAGCAGAGGAAUGACUAUCUUUUCAAUAGUGCUCAGGUUAAUAUUGAAGGUUUAUGUGACUCCAUCAAGGUGAGGAUUGCUUUGUGGAUCAAAUCCUCUUGCCCGGUUGUGUUGUACUCAGUCAAUGAUAUUGCGCAUCAUCUUCAACAGGUUAUAGUCUACCUUGGCUGA
This is a messenger RNA of Camellia sinensis, 561 nucleotides long. The record is from RefSeq and is a predicted model, not a curated record. NCBI's taxonomy places the organism in Eukaryota, Viridiplantae, Streptophyta, Magnoliopsida, Ericales, Theaceae.